Messenger RNA from Tetrapisispora phaffii CBS 4417, 189 nucleotides. It is a transcript of the gene COX17, whose product is annotated as copper metallochaperone COX17. Gene Ontology annotation, molecular function: copper chaperone activity; copper ion binding. The record is from RefSeq and is a predicted model, not a curated record. Gene Ontology annotation, biological process: mitochondrial respiratory chain complex IV assembly. Gene Ontology annotation, cellular component: mitochondrial intermembrane space. The coding region runs from base 1 to 189 and encodes 62 amino acids. The transcript has a single exon. NCBI's taxonomy places the organism in Eukaryota, Fungi, Ascomycota, Saccharomycetes, Saccharomycetales, Saccharomycetaceae.
AUGUCUACUGAACAAAAAAAUACAAAUAACUCUACUGAAGACAAACCUAAACCAUGUUGCGUUUGCAAAGUAGAAAAGGAAGAAAGGGAUAAUUGUUUAUUAUUUAAUGGCCAAGAAUCUGGAAAAUGUGCUGAAUUCAUUGAAAAAUAUAAAGCAUGCAUGAAAGGUUAUGGAUUUGAAGCCAAAUAA